Messenger RNA from Symbiodinium natans, 2706 nucleotides. The record is from the annotation of a GenBank genome assembly. NCBI's taxonomy places the organism in Eukaryota, Dinophyceae, Suessiales, Symbiodiniaceae.
AUGCCGCCAGACAGUCGCAGGCUGCUUCAGAAAGAUGGGGCGACGAGCCUCCGCUUCCUCGACCUUAGCGGGGUUUCGAUGAGUAUGCGGACCUUGCGACUUUUUUGCGAAGCUGUCGAGGCACACCCAUCGCUUAGCACCCUCAAGCUCAGCAACACCGGGCUGGGCGGCGCCAUCGACAUCAAGCCCUGCCUUGCGCAAGUACUUCGCAACCGCAGCCUCCAGGUGCUCGACUUGGGCUGGAAUUGUUUCCCAGCAGAGGAGCUGAAUUUUCUUGGGGAGCUCAUUGCAAAGAACAGAACCGUGAGGCAUUUGGGUUUGGCCAAUUGUGCAUCAAGCAGCCAGAAGAACCACAGCAUCUCCCCUUGCGUGUACUUCUUGGAACAGCUCGUCCAUGGGACGUUGCUGAGCAGCCUGGACAUUUCCAUGAACCGCCUGGAUUUUCGCGGGGCGCUGAUCAUCGAGGAUGCCUUGGAGCAAAGCAGGAAACUCACCAAGCUGACCAUGUCGCACAACCCCUUGGGCGUCAUGGGUCUGCGGUGCCUUCUGCGGCUGCUUGCAAGACCCCAUUCUGGCCUCGUCGCCUUCGACAUCGAGAACUGCUUCAAAGGGGAAAUCCUUGCUUCUGUGGAAGGAAUCCAGGUGUUUACAUACACGAAUCCCGGCGGCCACUACAGCUUGGACUUGGAGAGGCCAUAUCACAGGUCUCUUCUUCGCACACUGUACAAGGUUGGGGAGCGGUUCCAGCUGAAGCCGGCAGACACUUUUUCCAAUGUGCUCUUCAACCCUGGUGCGUUUGCACUACCCUCGCAGCGUGACGCAAGUGGAGUGUGGCCGGUACCAACAUCAGGGCAUCUAGAGGUCAGCUUCAGCAUCGAGAAGGCAAUGCAGCAAGCCGUGCGCGGUGUCGCCGAGGACAACUUUGGCGAGGUUCUUGUCCGGUACAAUGAGGUCAUGCGCUUUACGCCGCAUUUCCGCAAGCUCAUCCCACUUCUUGCCCAGUGGAGGCUGCUGGAUGGGCAUGAGCAGGAGCAGCUGGCGAUGCUGGCAGCGCUGAGCCGAGACUUCAUCUUCACGGCCACUCACCUGCGUCAGCUCUGUGCCAGCCGAUCCAUGGUGGGUACGACGGUGGCCCGUCUGCUUCCAACCCUGGUUGGAGGGAAGUUUUCGCGCAGCAUGGUCUUGCGCUGCGUCGACAAUCUGAGCGAGUUCGUGAAGAUGCUGACCUUGUGCAAGGAGUAUCUGCUGUUCAACCCGGACAGUCCGACAGGGCAUUACAAGCUGGACUUGGGCAACCCGGCUGCUGCCUACGUGGCCCAGGCGCUCGCCUUGCUCGACCGAUGGGAAUCAGGCAUCGCCAAAAGAAAAGAAGUGCCAGACAUCUCCGAAGAUGGAGAUUAUUCGUGCGUCAGGAACUGCAGGUAUGCCCAUCAGUCACUGAGAUCGUGGGGUCUGCAAAGCUUUGAUGAAUGGGUUCUCCCGGAGAAAGAGAUUCUUGAGCUGGACUAUGUCACGCACCUCCGGCCCGAUUGUCAUGGAGAGGUGAUGCCCGGCGCAACCUUCACCCGGUUCCUGACCAUCCUUCAGCAAGCCGAGUGCGAUGGGCCUACGCAGAUCAAGGUUACACGGAACCUUGCUCACUACAUAAACCUGACAAGUGUCCAGAUGAGACAGCUGCUGGGUGCGUACCGCACCUCUGAGCUGCGGGAGGAAGCAUUGGUGACGACAUUCUUUCGGAUCGUUGACAUUCACAACGAGAAGGUUUUCCGAGUCCGGUAUGAAGAGCAGUCCGAGCUGGACAGCUUACGGCAGCGGCUUGGCUAUUGCACCUUCUUCACGUACAUUCAGCCAGAGCAGGUGACCUACGAUUUCGACUUCGCAAAGUACGACCAGCGCCUGGCGGCCAAUCUGUUCUUUGGUUUGGCAAACGCAGAGAAGCGGGACAACAUCUCAAACUUUCGCUACACGCUUCCCGACGGCACGGUCGACAAGCUGGAGCAAGGCGUCCCCCGCAGUUGGGAUCAGUUCGCUCGGAUGCCGAAGGAGGGAGUCUUUCACUUCACUUACAAGUGCUCUCCACAGGACCGACGGUUUGCUCUCAGAAAAUCAUUACUUUUUCAGUAUGGCAAGUGGAAGGUGGAUGUUGCGGAAGGCGAGGUCAACUGGUGGGCCGCUGCUGCAGAGGCACCCGAAGAUGUGCUGGAGUUCCUGUUCUGGAUGCGUGCAAAGUUUCAAGACACGCAGAAGGCGUUUGAGGCGUUUGACGGCUCUGAUGGGAACGGCUUGCUGGGCUUGCGCGAAUUUGAGGAGGGCAUGAAACAGCUGAAGUGCCAAAAGUUCCGUGGCCGGGAUGAGAAGCAGCGCUGGACGGCGAUCUUCCGGUUUCUGGAUCCCAGCGGCGAGGGCCAGGUAUCGAAGGAUGAGUUUCUGACCUUGGACAACUUCUGGGCUGAGGUGGAGUUCUCCAUCAAGGAGUUCUUGGAUUGGUCCAAUCGAAAGUAUGGCAAGGACUUGCGGACUCUCUGGAACGCGCUGGAUGAGGAUGAGAGCGGUGGUAUCCAACGCUAUGAGUGGGAGUCUGUUCUUGACAAGGUCGGAUACUUCGGUCCCUCCGGGCCCAUAUUCAGCUACGUGGACGAGGACGACGGAGGGACCAUCUCCUGGAACGAGUUUCAGUUGCUGCGCCGGUUUCAAGAGUCCAUCUGA